AUGGCCAACACCACCAAGCAAUACCGAGCCAUCCGGGGACCACAGGAGCGACGCAUUGUGAUACUGGCAUGGAACAAUGGCCCACAGACGCGCAAACGACUCUUCCCUCUUGAAUGCACACAAGAUGACAUUGACUUCCUCAUUGCCCAGGGCGACAUUUGGGAUGAUGCCUGGUGUAUACAGCACUUCCUUAAUAUAGACCCGACAAGCCCCAACAUCACGUCCGAUCAGAAACUGAAAAUUGCCUGGAGUGAUUUCCCGUGGGAAGAAGCAGCGGUAAAACAAGCAACAUACCGUCGCAAGUUGGAUGCUCUCAACCUGAAGAUCCAGGACCGCCGUGAGACGGAACAGCAUUUGAUGACAUUCCAAAUGGAACAGGACCAACGCCUUGGCGCGAUCACCCAACGCAUGCAAGCUCAGGGCAUGGAAGCAGGUGAAGUCGAAGACGCGAUUAUGAGCGAGGCUUCUGACGAAAGCAAGCAACCAAACCCACGAGGAGAAUGGCUCUGGACCAUUGAGAGACACGCGAGCUACAGGGACUCGGCAAAGCUUCAAGCAGCUGGCCACAAAGCCUGCCCCUCGCAAAAGGACUGGGGUCGCAUCUUAGGCGUCGGCGAUAAGCCACCUGAGCCAGCUCGUGAACCCACACCACAAUUCCAAAGUGCUCAAGCCUCCCGAAGAUUGCAGCGCCAGUGGACCAAGGUCCCAGAUUGGGACUUGCAACACGACAUGCCCGGGGGUCUCAUGGCCACAGAAUUCUUUGAAAAGCUCGUGAUGCUGCCAUACUCCACUGCUGGUGUCAAAUACAUCAAGGAGGUCCGUGUUGCAUUGGUAGACUUGGAGAAGUGGUACUGUUCCCUCCGUGAGGAUGAAUACAUGAAGCUCAGGACGAUGGACUUUGAUGAGUGGCCUGUACCGGACAAUGUCCACGCCCGGAUCCAGGCUAUCUACCAGGCCCUGGCCGCCCCACCUCAGGAGGAAUAA
This is a messenger RNA of Aspergillus calidoustus, 984 nucleotides long. NCBI's taxonomy places the organism in Eukaryota, Fungi, Ascomycota, Eurotiomycetes, Eurotiales, Aspergillaceae. The record is from the annotation of a GenBank genome assembly.